AUGGCUCAACCAACAACCCUCUCAAUCCCGUCUAGCUUGUUCGAGUUCGAGCGCAAGUCGCCAGGUUUGCCCAUAUCUCCAGUCGGUACCUACCCCGAGUCACAGGGUACCGAGUCGCAGGUCGACUAUGCCGCCGGCUCUGGAGCCACCUCUCCAUGCUACGACAACGGUCACUAUCAAGACAAAUCUGAUGUAAUACCCGAAAAUCCAUUCGACAGUGAGAGCAGCAGGGUUCUAUUCGAUGCCAUUGACAAGCUUCAAUCUUGUGGAGUCAGCCAAGAGCUGGCCAUUCCUCAGCUUGUCAUUGUCGGUGGUCAAUCCACAGGGAAGUCGUCAUUACUCCAGAGCUUGACCGAUAUUCCCUUUCCAGUCGGUUCAGGCUGCUGCACUCGCUUCGCGACAAGGAUCGUGUCUCGGAGAACCGCGCCUGGAAGUCGUAGCUCCGUCAAGGUGACAAUAGUAGAGCCUGAUGUUACUGACAAAUUUGGCUAUCCACCGGAUGAUACGUACAAAGAAUUUCCGCCUUAUGUAACUGAUCAUCUGGGCGUCGAAGAGUUUACGCAGCUGAUGGAAAGUGUAAGCCCUGUCCAACCCUUCAUGUUCCUUACACAGCGCCAUCUCUUACAGACACUGCAGAUCACCACCAAUUACAUGGGAAUCAAGAGAGGCAAAGGACAUUCGACGAAAAACUUUGCCUCUCAAGUACUUCGGAUAGAACUGUCAGGUCCUUCCCGAUCACAUUUCAGCAUUCUUGACGUACCUGGCAUCUUCUCUUACGCUCAUGAUGUCAACGAGGCCGAAGAGCAUGGUGUGAGACAGAUGGUCGAGGAGUACAUGAGACAAACAGCGAACAUUGUCAUUUGCGUGGCCGCCGCUACGGCUGAUUUGUCUACGCAAGAGAUCUUCAAGAUGGCCGCCAAUUUUGUCGACAAAAGUCGUCUUGUUGGAGUCUUCACUAAGUGUGACAGGUUGGAGAAUCCAAACGAGGUCAUUGACAUCGCAAGUGGAUAUGGCAAAGACUCUACAAGAUCUAUCAAGGAUGGCUGGUUUGUAGUGAGAAAUCGAUCCGAUGCCGACGAUGAAGAGUUUGACUUCAAAGAAGCUGAACGCAAACUCUUCAGUCGCUCGCCUUGGGACAGGAUCCCGGAGAAUCGACGAGGCUCCGUACAGCUUCAGAAAUAUCUCGGCAAUCUUCUCUGCGCUCAAAUUCGAGGAAACUUUCCCGCGAUUCAAGAGUCAGUCCGGAAGUUGCUCUCAGACGCCAAGGACAGCAGGAAGAGCCUCGGAGAGCCUCGCCCAAACCAUAGUCUCCGCCAGCGAUAUAUCAGGGAUGUGGUCGAGAAGUACCACACAGUGGCGACAAAGGCUCUCAAGAGCCCCGGAUCGUUGGCCAAGGACAGUCUACGGUCUCAGUCCCAUCGCGGCGCGUCGUUCGUAGAUGAAAUCCGGGAGCAGCUUCACAUCUGGCAGACAACAGAACUCCCCGGGAUGGUGAACACAGAGGUCAUUCAGAUUCUCUACAAAACGCAGUCAGAGCAGUGGCAACGGAUUGCUGAACAGCACAUUGAGAACAUUGCGGACGAUGUAGAAAGGGCUUCUAAUUCGAUUCUCGAGGAUGUCUGUUCGCCUGACAAUUGUUCAAAAAUUCUGUGCGAGGAGCUAGCUCGAGCCCUCACCCACUUUCAGCAUGAAGCCAAGCAGAAAGCUUUACGAGAGCUCAAAGAGCACUGCCGGCGCGAGAGAGAAACUCACCUCCAGACGACAGACGCAAGGUUUCACGAAAGGCUGCAGGCUCUGCGGACUGUUCGACUUCUCGAAGCGAUUGGCAACAGCUUUUCUUCGUUCAAAGGUCUGGACCUGAGCAGCUCCAAGGUUCUCUUUCACCAGUUACAUCACUCAAUCGAGGGCAACAUGGUUAACGAUGUGCAUGACGUUGUUAAAGUUUACUACGAACUUUCUCUCGAGGCCUUCAUCAGAUACGUCACCAACGAUAUUGUCGAAGAUUUCGUAUCUUUCUCCAAGGGGCCCCUUUUGGGAUUGUCCACGGACUGGGUCUUCACGUUGACUGAUGAAGAAGUUCACAGGCUCGCUCGCGAGGAUGACGAGACAAUGGAGAGACGUUCGCACUAUGACGGAGUCAUUGAGAAGCUGCAAACUGCGCAUGAAAUAGCCGAGAAGGCUAGAAUUCAGACGCGGAAUCUUGGGGACAUGUGA
Molecule: messenger RNA, 2214 nt
Organism: Colletotrichum lupini
Lineage: Eukaryota; Fungi; Ascomycota; Sordariomycetes; Glomerellales; Glomerellaceae
Product: vacuolar sorting protein VPS1
Exons: 6
Coding region: 1-2214 (737 amino acids)
Cellular component (GO): microtubule; cytoplasm; membrane
Molecular function (GO): GTP binding; GTPase activity; microtubule binding
Source: RefSeq, a predicted model, not a curated record